This is a messenger RNA of Ostreococcus tauri, 369 nucleotides long. The record is from the annotation of a RefSeq genome assembly. Lineage: Eukaryota; Viridiplantae; Chlorophyta; Mamiellophyceae; Mamiellales; Bathycoccaceae.
AUGGUAAACGACACAAUUAGUGAUAUGCUUACACGAUUACGCAAUGCGUAUCUUGCUGAUAAAGAACAAACUUCUUUAAAAGCAACUCGUGUAGUGAAAGAUAUUGCCCAAGUAUUAGUGCAAGAAGGUUUUCUUGGUCCAAUUGAACAAGAAGAAAAUGGGUUUUUCACCGUUAACUUAAAACGUGGUGUAAAACAAUUUGAACGCGUAAGUACUCCUGGAGUUCGUGUAUAUGCGAACCACAAACAACUCCAACCAGUAUUAAAUGGAAUGGGAGUAGCUGUCAUUUCUACAUCACAAGGAAUCAUGACUGACCGUAAAGCUCGCGCUUUAGGGAUUGGCGGUGAGGUUCUUUGUAAAAUUUGGUAG